Molecule: messenger RNA, 462 nt
Organism: Aspergillus nidulans FGSC A4
Lineage: Eukaryota; Fungi; Ascomycota; Eurotiomycetes; Eurotiales; Aspergillaceae
Exons: 3
Coding region: 46-405 (119 amino acids)
Source: RefSeq, a predicted model, not a curated record
CUUCUCCUGACACACAACUACAAUAUACAAGUCACUUAAUUCAAAAUGUCCUCCCCUAAAGGCCCCUUUACUCUCGUCACCGUCAACACCGCGCCCGAGCGGGCCAAGCGCCUCAUCGGCCGCAUGGUCGAGGCGCUCAAGGACCGGUAUACCAUUAUCCAUGUUGAUAACUGCGAGUCUAUUGAAGAGGUUGCGCCUAAAGUGACGCAACAUAAGCCUGACGUUCUGUUCUCCGCCUCUAUGUGGUCCGCCGAACAAGCGGCUGAAAUCCAGUCCAUCGCGCGUAGCAUCAAGCCCGAUAUCAAGCUGCAUGCGAUCCCGCAAGGUUUACAGGUUGAGAAGGGGCCUGACGCGAUUGUUGAGUACUUGCUCGAGAAUGUGCCGGGUCUCUUGGAUGAGAAUUAAACUCAGCCCGUGCGUUACGAGGAUGUUUGGGAGGUGAGGUCGAAGCGGGUCAUUUAC